CUUAGAAUUGUAGAAGCUACUCAAUACAGAACAUAUUCUCAGUCCUCCUCUGGUCCACAAAGCCUCUGAUUUCUUGUCUAUAGACAGAACGUCUGGUUUAAUCUACAGGAACCCAUAACUUCUUGAAGCUUUAUGCUUAACAGUGACAAUGUGAGUCAGUUGAAUUUUAUUGUGUUUCAGUCCAUAGAGUGUUAGCUACAGAAACCUUUCCAUUGCCAUACGGAGAAAGUGCAGCAGGCAGUGUGCCUACAGGUCUGCAAAGAAACUUCAGAUCAUCUUCUUGAGGGAAAGAAGCUGAAGUGCUACCUAAGAUGCUUGUACUUCAUAACUCUCAGAAGCUGCAGAUUCUGUAUAAAUCUUUAGAAAAGAGCAUCCCUGAAUCCAUAAAGGUAUAUGGUGCCAUUUUCAACAUAAAAGAUAAAAACCCUUUCAACAUGGAGGUGCUGGUAGAUGCCUGGCCAGAUUACCAGAUCGUCAUUACUCGGCCUCAGAAACAGGAGAUGAAAGAUGACCAGGAUCAUUAUACCAAUACUUACCACAUCUUCACCAAAGCUCCUGACAAGUUAGAGAAAGUCCUGUCAUACUCCAAUGUAAUCAACUGGGAGCAAACUUUGCAGAUCCAAGGUUGCCAAGAGGGCUUGGAUGAAGCAAUAAGAAAGGUUGCAACUUCAAAAUCAGUGCAGGUAGAUUACAUGAAAACCAUGCUCUUUAUACCGGAAUUACCAAAGAAACACAAGACCUCAAGUAACGACAAGAUGGAGUUAUUUGAAGUGGGUGAUGAUAACAAGGAAGGAAACUUUGCAAACAUGUUCUUAGAUGCUUCACAUGCAGGUCUUGUAAAUGAACACUGGGCCUUUGGGAAAAAUGAGAGGAGCUUGAAAUAUAUUGAACGCUGCCUCCAGGAUUUUCUAGGAUUUGGAAUGCUGGGUCCAGAGGGCCAGCUUGUCUCUUGGAUUGUGAUGGAACAGUCCUGUGAAUUGAGAAUGGGUUAUACUGUCCCCAAAUACAGACACCAAGGCAACAUGUUGCAAAUUGGUUAUCAUCUUGAAAAGUAUCUUUCUCAGAAAGAAAUCCCAUUUUAUUUCCAUGUGGCAGAUAAUAAUGGGAAAAGCCUACAGGCACUGAACAAUUUGGGGUUUAAGAUUUGUCCUUGUGGCUGGCAUCAGUGGAAAUGCACCCCCAAGAAAUAUUGUUGAUUGAUUCCAUUGUCCAUUUCAAAUCUUUCUUAUCAGUAAAAAAAACAUUAAUUCAAACACAAGCAUUGUGAUCUACGUUAGCACAAAAUGCAACUGAUUAUCUAGGAUCUGUGUAUUACUUAAGCUCACCCUUAACAUUUUUACCCUCCUUCUCUGUAUUCUUACAGAAAAUUAGAAGCUCAAUCUUAUGGUCUCAUAAUUUCCUUUAUGAUGACAGACAUCUCAGAAUUAAAAUUACCCAAUGCCAAUCUUUAGUGCCAAGAUAACCCUUUAACAGCAACACUUUCUUAAAUGAAGACUAUUUCUUUCAUGAAAAAAUUCACUUUUAUGACUUUCUUGUUAAAAUAAAAAGUCUGCUUUUAAAA
Messenger RNA from Pongo pygmaeus (Bornean orangutan), 1561 nucleotides. RefSeq names its product glycine-N-acyltransferase like 2 (gene GLYATL2). The record is from RefSeq and is a predicted model, not a curated record. Gene Ontology annotation, molecular function: glycine N-acyltransferase activity. Lineage: Eukaryota; Metazoa; Chordata; Mammalia; Primates; Hominidae. The coding region runs from base 312 to 1196 and encodes 294 amino acids. Gene Ontology annotation, cellular component: mitochondrion. The transcript is spliced from 6 exons.